AUGCAUUGGAAGGGCCUACGUCUCGUGCCCGAUGGAAAGGACAGCAAGAGACAAAGCACCGUGGAAGGCCAGUCUCGACGCAGUGAACACCUGCCACGUCCUUCACCCCCCGCCACUGAACCCAGGUUGUCCGAGUCAAUUCCUCGCUCCCCGGGCCUGUCAAGCAGCCAUGUUCACCUGCCCGGUCUGCAGGUUCCCGACGGGGGCUCCAACGAGGGCGUCGCGCAGGCCGACUUUGCACCCUCCUCUGGGGACACCCCCAGCUUGCGUCGCAAUCGAUUCAGCUUUAUGAGACUGCGGCAUGCAUCCGACCCCCAACUCUCCAAGUCCUACGUCAAGGCGGGCAAGCAAGACGCGCCGCCCGUUCCCUCCUUGCCGCCUCCUAAAAUCAUCACCACCGCCCCCACAAGUCACGAACUCGAUCGACCCAUGAAACAGAGGUCGAAGCUCAACUUUCGACCCUCGUCGCGGAAGCAGUCCAUGGAGGAGAUGUCCCGGCAGCCGACGGAACCCCCAAAGCCACGCCGGAGGGGUCAGGGCUCAGCGGAUUCGCAAGCCACGGAUUCUGCGCUGGCGAUGUCCCAGAGUAUCACUGAGGAGCCCGGGCGGCUAUCAACCAAUUCACUCCGGGGGAAUCAACCGCACACCGAUUCCCAACGCUCGUCCGUGAUCGAUCCCCGAUUCUCCGAGUCAUCUCGCUCCGAUCAAAGUUAUGGGGAUCAGACGAUUACCCGGACCAGCUCUCCUCGCGACGGAGGGAGUGCCACCACAGCAAAACGAUUCCGCCUACCCCGAUUGAAACGAAACCGAAGCCCCCUCUUCCCGUUACCCCCGAAGUUCCCACAGGCUCAAGUGAUGGACAAUGCCCCGAAGUUCUCCCCGGCCGACACGCCAAAGUCCGAGGUCUCGGAUACCAUGGACCAGGUAUCACCGCUGCCUUCUCCAUCGCGAUCAACAGUGGGACUUGCAGCCACAAUAGCACCGCCGUUGUCUAGGAAUGACUCCACAAAUUCCGCCCGUUCGGUCCGAUCGAAUCCGUCAUUUAAGAACCGGGGACGUUCGUCAACCAUGGGAUCGCUGGCCGAGAAUCAGGAUGACCUAUCGGUGGCUCCACACAUGGCAUCCUCCGCACGCACGUCGACCUCGACUAGUGGUCGCAAAAGCUUUGGCGAUAUGUUCAAUAUCACGCAGAGGCUGCGACAGAACUCAUCUCCGCCGGAUCCUCGCCAUGGCUCCCCUGGGCUUAGUCGCUCCCUUACACCGGUUCAAAAGCCAGAUCUGCCACCCGUGCCCAAACGAAACGAGAACGAUACCCCUGCUUCGUAUUUGACGAGAUUAGAAGAAGCUUUGCCUCGUGGGAUGAUUGCGGGAGUUCUUGCUCAGUCGGAUGAGGAGUUCUACAAAAUUGGCCUGCGGAAAUACAUGCGAAGCUUCUCAUACUUCGGUGAUCCUUUAGAUAUGUCGAUUCGAAAACUCUUGAUGGAGGUCGAACUUCCAAAAGAAACUCAGCAGAUUGAUCGGUUCCUGCAAGCAUUUUCCGAUCGAUAUCACGAGUGCAAUCCGGGCAUUUUUGCAUCGCCAGACAAGGCAUACUUCAUUGCAUUCUCGAUUCUGAUUUUGCAUACCGAUGUGUUCAACAAAAAUAACAAGCGAAAGAUGCAAAAGCCCGAUUAUAUCAAAAACUGUCGGGGUGAGGGAAUCUCGGAAGACAUUCUGGAAUGCUUCUAUGAGAAUAUCUCGUACACUCCAUUUAUACACGUGGAAGAUGCUAACAUCCGCGACCGCCAUCUGGCAAAGCCACGCAGGGGGCUCUUCAAGAGCACCAGCACUGAAAAUCUAUCUCGGAUUGCUAGGGAGCCAGUGGACCCAUAUGCCCUUAUACUGGAAGGGAAGUUGGAAUCCUUGCGUCCAAGUUUGAAGGACGUCAUGGAUCUCGAUGAUACCUAUGAGCAUUUCGGUACAUCCGGACCGCCAGACAUGGAUACCCUUCACCAAGCUUUCACCAAGUCUGGUAUAUUACAGAUCAUCUCGCUACGCUCGCGGCCAGAUGCUUUCAUGCCUUCCAGCUUGGAUAACCCUCUUGACUCCAACCCAGGUCUUGUGGACAUCAAAGUUGCCAAGGUUGGCUUACUCUGGCGAAAGGACCCGAAGAAGAAGAGAGCGCGGUCCCCUUGGCAGGAAUGGGGUGCCAUCCUCACCUUCUCCCAAUUGUACUUUUUCCGCAACGUGAAUUGGGUACGCACUCUCAUGGCACAACAAGAGGCAUACAUCAAGAACGGCCGCCGCGGGACUCUUGUUUUCAAACCACCCUUGUCUGACUUCAAGCCGGAUGGAAUCAUGUCAACUGGAGAUGCAGUUGCGCUAUUGGAUACGGCUUACAAAAAGCACAAACACGCCUUCAUGUUCGUUCGACACAAUGCACUCGAGGAGACUUUCCUUGCCACCUCGGAAUCUGAUAUGAAUGACUGGCUUGCCCACCUCAAUUAUGCCGCAGCUUUCAGAACCACUGGUGUCCGUACCAAAGGUAUGAUCGCCACCAACUAUGAGGGAAAGCGGUAUCGGAAAAGCCAACGCAUGGGUUCCAUUUCUUCGCAAACCUCCCAACAAUCACAGUCAACGGAUAUCGAACCCCCAUCGCCGAGCAUUGAUACUGACGUUGUCGCCGAAUUCGUUGCCGCUCGGCAACAACUGAUGAGCCAAAAGAUUCGCGAGACCAAUGAGAAACUUUUCGUCUCGCAAAGGCAACUUGAGGAUUUACUCCAGAAUGCUCGACACCUCCAGGUUCUUACUCCGGUUCACGCUCGAGCUCGGGAGGGUGUCAUUCUGGCAGCCGGCCGACUGUCUGCCAAACUCAAGUGGGUCAGGCAGGAUAUUGGGCGCAACAAGUGCUACCGUCAAAUUCUGCUGCGAGACUUGGGUGAAGAUGAGGAGGCGGUGAAGAGCCGCGUGGGGUCUGUUGCUGAAUCUACAUCUCAAGCAGAUGCAGCACGCCUGGCGUCUCUUUCCGGGCCCUCUCUUGCAUCGGAGCCUACUGCAGAAAGAUCUGGCAGCAUUGUGCCCACUAUCGCUAGCAUUGACACCCCUGAGCCCAAUGUGGUUGUCAGCGAUGAAUCAUCCGAAGGUGGAUUGUUGGCAAAGCCUUCAAUUCCCGAGUCCCGUCGCCCCAGUAUCCCCGGGUCGGUUACUUCUUCUGACGUUUCCCGUAUUGGGCGCCGGCGCUCUGCAGUCACAAUUCCAGAGCGCGCCAAGUCCUACUCCCCUGAUCCGAAAACAAUCAAACUCGAACGAGAUGCCUCUGUUCUCAGUCGCAAUAGCAGGUGGGAUGGUGCUAGUAUUGCGUCUCGAACCUCGAAGUUGACUUCACCCGUCAGCUUUGACGACAACGAAGAACGAUUCUUGAGGGAGGCGGGUCUAUUGCAGCUCCCUGAGUCCCCAGGGCGCAGAGAUGAUGACGCAGUACUUGAGACGACGCCUGGGAACACCACCGAGGGGGAUGCAAUCCCAACUGAAAAAUCCGACAAGCCAAGUCGCGUCCGCCGCAGCCUUCAUAGGACCCUGCGUGACUCACAUGCUCAUAGGCAUCAUUCACAUUCGAAGAAGAAGCGGGGCUCGGUUUCCAGCAUUGGACAAGAGGAAGACGAUCAAGUUUCCGACGGGGGUGAUAUCCUCCCCCGCAAAGCGCCUAGUUUCACCGUGCACGGCAAGAAAGCAUCCAUUGUCACCUUCGGCUCCGAAUGGCAGAACAUGCCACCCGAAGAGCGCCUCAAACUUCGAAAGCCAACUCCACACGAGGAACCACGAGCAUCGGAUCCUACAUUGCUUGAUACCGACGAGAUAUUCGAAUUCGAGCCCAGCCACGAACGGCCCCAGUCGUUACGUAGCACCAGCACCACCACUGGCCUCAGCACCCACACCAACGAUGUCGAUUUCAAGGAUGCUCGUGAGGUGCAGUCCGAAGAGGAUGAUGUCGGACGACCUGGUUCUCCAAUCAUCUUAGCCCCACCUUCAGACGCAGAGCCCUUGAAUACCCCAUACCCCCCUUCCACAACCAACGGGCACCUCCACGCACCAAGACCCGAGGGCGCCACCUCCUCCACCUCCCUAGGCGAGCGAAUCGUCGAUCACCCAUCUUCCGAAAACCUCCGCGAGCAGGCCGUGGGUGCCUAA
This is a messenger RNA of Penicillium salamii, 4167 nucleotides long. Lineage: Eukaryota; Fungi; Ascomycota; Eurotiomycetes; Eurotiales; Aspergillaceae. The record is from the annotation of a GenBank genome assembly.